GUAUUAUUGACCUACAAAAUGGAGCGCCAAGUGUGAUGUUUGUGCCUCAGAUGGACCAGUCGGAGACUUCUGAUAUACAUUUAAAGUUACUAUUAAUAGGCGAUAUGAAUGUUGGGAAAAGCAGCCUUCUCUUCCGGUACAUCGAUGACGGUUUCAGUGAUACCUAUAUGAGUACAAUUGGAGUAGACUUUAAAGUAAAAACAGUCAUGAUUGGCAAUACAAGAGUAAAGCUACAAAUUUGGGAUACAGCUGGACAGGAGAGAUUUCGUACUAUAACAUCAACAUAUUAUCGUGGUGCUCAUGGAAUUAUCAUUGUAUAUGAUGUCAAUGAUGUGAAAACAUUUUGUAAUGUAGAAAAAUGGGUAAAAGAGGCACAAACUUACGCUGAUGAAGGAGUAGCACGAAUACUAGUCGGUAAUAAAAACGAAAGUGAAGAAUUAAAAACUGUAGCCACUUGUGAUGCUCAACGUUUAGCAGCUAAAAAUUCAUGUCUUUUUAUUGAAACAUCUGCUAAAAAUGAUGAAAAUGUUGAUCAGAUGUUUUACAUUAUUACAAGAGAAGCUUUACGUUUGCGAUUAAAUGCUGUACAAAAACAACAAGAAGCUCAACAGACCGUAGUUCAACUGACACCUAUCUCCGGAUUAAAAUCAAAGCAUAAACCGAAAUGCUGUAAAGGAUAACUUCUUUUUCUGUCUAUCUAUGUCUUUCUUUUUAAUCAAAUAAUUUGUUUAUUGUUAUUCACUUAUCUAUUAUCAUGAUCCGGUUGUAUUGCGACAGAAAAUACCGCUGUUACAACAAUACCUGCCGGUACUACUCACACUACUACUAUCUCAGUUUAUUCAUUAUAAUUUUUUGUAUAAAAAAAAUAAAACUGAAUGAACAUGUAGGUGAGUGAGUGUGAACGGUAAGUGCUGUCGAAAGAAUGAUAUCUACUGUUCUAUUUUUUCUGUCUCUUUCACUAUUUUUUCUCCAUUACAAAGUUGUUGUCCUCGAUUAGUGUGAAUCUCAGACUAUUGGAUGCGUCGAUUCCUGCUGAUGGCAGGAAAACUCAAGCACAACAAUACUUUUCUUUGGUUAUUUCGUGUUUUUUUUAACAAAUUUAUUUUGUAAUUUUUUUCCUUUUAAUUCAAUGAUUUUUAUAUGAUUAUUAAAAUUAACAAUUUAUUGCUCAAUAAUUCAAAUUCAUUCGUUACAUAAAAGUAUAUUUAUAUGAGUAUCACAGUAUAUGUCCAUUGUUAGAGAUAAUUACGGAAUAAUUAGUCGACGAUUAUUUAACAAAUGGUUAUUUUAUUAAUAAUUUUAGUGCAUUUUUAUUCUGUUGUUAAUCUGUUAUGAUGAUAAUAGUGUUGGUUAGUGAGGAUGAUAUUUAUUUAAGGAGAACAAAGCAAAUCAACUAAUCUUUAUUUCAUGUAUAGACUAUUCCGUAUUAUUAUUAUUAUUAUUAUUAUUAUUAUUAUUAUUAUUAUUAUUACUAUUGGUAUGCAUGCUAUGAUUUAGUAUAUAUUUCCUUCUUUUCUAUGGAAUUUAAUUGAACCGAUGAUUUUGCUUUGUUAGUUAAUAAUCUAUUCUGCUGAUGCCUUUCUCUGUUUUUUUUAAAAAAAAAUAUCUAUUUAUGAAAAAAGACCAUUAAUUUACAUAAUGAAAAUGAUUUAUUAUUUGUUAUAUAAUUUCAAUAUAUUACGAUAUUCAUUUGUAUUUACUUUUCUUGAUUAAAACGAACGGACAAGCAUUGAAAAAGUAUCAGUUAUACUCUUUAUAUGUAUACUAAUGUAUUUGUGUAAAGUUUAUGGAUCAAAGUUAAUAGUAUUUUCUGAAUGUUAUACAUCGGAUGUAUAAUUAAGUAAGGAAAUUGUUCCUUCACAAAUUGAAGAAAAUAAUGAGUUUAUAGUUUGUAUAUUAUGAUCAGGAUAUCAGUUUUGCGUAAUUUUAACUUCAUUUUUGUAACACUUGAUCAUCAGGAUUAUAAUGAAUUGUCACUACUGGUGUUUAUAGAUGAUUGUGAUAAAUAAUUUAAGCACUUUUCGCAGUUGAAUCAGUUUCAUAACUGAUAAAAUUGACUCAUAUUUAAUUCCAACCAUACUGUUAGCGGGACAUAGACUGGAUUAAAGCAUGCUCAAUGCACGAUUGCUUUGGCGCACGCUGAUUGGCUGAUUCUUAUCCAAUCAGUACUAGUCGAUAGUUGGAGAAUACUCUAGAAUCUUCUCAUGUAAAAACUAUAAGUAUACUAACGUUUUCUCUAUUGUGCA
Molecule: messenger RNA, 2246 nt
Organism: Schistosoma intercalatum
Lineage: Eukaryota; Metazoa; Platyhelminthes; Trematoda; Strigeidida; Schistosomatidae
Source: the annotation of a GenBank genome assembly